AUGCCAUUAAUUCCAUAUUCUGAAUUACAACCAUUAUCAAAUCCAACUGAAGAGAGUAAAAGACUUUCAGCUUAUAAAGCAGUUGAUGAAAAUUUACCAAAAGAUGCUAAAGUAGUCGGUAUAGGUUCAGGCUCUACAGUUAUCUAUGUUGCUGAACGUAUUGCCCAAUAUGAUCAUAAAGAUGAAUUUGUUUGUAUUCCAACUGGGUUCCAAUCUAAAAAUUUGAUUGUUGAUAAUGGAUUAAGAUUAGGUGCUAUUGAACAAUAUCCAGAAUUAGAUAUCGCAUUCGAUGGUGCAGAUGAAGUGGAUUCCCAAGUCAAUGCUAUAAAAGGUGGUGGUGCUUGUCUUUUCCAAGAAAAAUUAGUUGCCUAUUCAGCUGCAAAAUUUAUACUAGUUGCAGAUUAUAGAAAGAAAUCUCCAGAUUAUUUAGGUGUUCAAUGGACAAAAGGUGUUCCAAUCGAAGUUGUUCCAAUUGCUUAUAUCCAUAUUCAAAAACAAUUGGAAAAAUUAGGUGCUCAAACUGUUACUUUAAGACAAGGUGGUACUGCAAAAGCUGGUCCUGUUAUCACAGAUAAUAUGAAUUUUAUAAUUGAUGCUCAUUUUGGAACAAUUCAAAACCCUGUGGAAUUACAUCAAAAGAUUAAAAACUUGACAGGUGUUGUUGAUACUGGGUUAUUUAUUGGACAUGCCGAUAAGGCUUAUUUUGGUGAACAAGAUGGUAGUGUUGUUAUUAGAACUAAAGAAGGUGAUAAACAUGUGAUUGUGUGA
This is a messenger RNA of Hansenula anomala, 768 nucleotides long. RefSeq names its product ribose-5-phosphate isomerase RKI1 (gene RKI1). Gene Ontology annotation, biological process: pentose-phosphate shunt, non-oxidative branch; D-ribose metabolic process. The record is from RefSeq and is a predicted model, not a curated record. Gene Ontology annotation, molecular function: ribose-5-phosphate isomerase activity. NCBI's taxonomy places the organism in Eukaryota, Fungi, Ascomycota, Saccharomycetes, Phaffomycetales, Wickerhamomycetaceae. The transcript has a single exon. Gene Ontology annotation, cellular component: intracellular membrane-bounded organelle. The coding region runs from base 1 to 768 and encodes 255 amino acids.